AUGUCUUCAACACCAACGCCAACGACUACACGAACAGCAGAGUCAUCCGACCGACGUCUGCUCAUCACAGGCCUCACUCUCGGCCUAAUAGGUCUCAUAGCUGUCUUUAUCAUUAUCUAUUGGACCCUCCGCCUCAAAAUCCCGCAAUCUAUACCUACCCUCGCCGACCCAGAAUCUUUGCCAACGAGAAGAUCUUCCCCGAAAUCAGCCUUGAAUUCCUCCUCGUCCUCCUCGUCAAAAGGAGGAAAUCUCGUCCGAAAAGCGACCACAACCCUCUCUUCCUUCUCCAACAACCUCAACACUCGCCACAACAAGUUGAACUUCCCAGCAAAAAUCACACCCUUCGGCUCUUCCAACGACGACCAGCACUCUCAAAAACCCAAAUUCAUUCAUAUACCGGGGCAGAACAUGCGUAUAGCGACACGACUGCCAAACGGUGCAUGGACGUUCUCAGAGCCGGAUGUGAGGACGAACAGGAGAAGUAUGGCUUGGAGUACAUUCGAUGGAGGCGGUAGCGGUAGGCAAAGUGGAUUUGGAUUUGGAAGUACGUCUGGAACAGGGUACAGAGGGAUUGACGCAUCGUCUGUAUCCCAAGUAUCUCCCACCUCGUCCACAUUUUUCUCACAUAAACCGAGAUUUUUGGGAGGUCCUGGAAUUGCUGCUGCUGCUGGUAGUGGGCUUGCAGUCGAAUCAUCGUUGUCUGUAAAUACUCAAGGACUUCCGGUCUCUUCUUUGUCCUCGCCGUCGCCGUACUCGGCGGAUAGUCAUUCGACUUCGCCGUUGAUCCCUCAUUACGAUCUUGGAUUGGGGCCCGUUACGUGUGCCUCGAACGAGAAUCCGUUUGAUUCGCCUGUGACGGAGCAGAUGCAGAUGAAGGAGAAGGAAGAAGAAGCGCAGUAUGGGUUCCAAGAACCUGAGGCUCCUCCACCUGCGUAUACGGAGGAGAGGUACCGGGUUAGAGAACGAGAUGGAUGGGUGUGA
Molecule: messenger RNA, 981 nt
Organism: Marasmius oreades (fairy-ring Marasmius)
Lineage: Eukaryota; Fungi; Basidiomycota; Agaricomycetes; Agaricales; Marasmiaceae
Exons: 1
Coding region: 1-981 (326 amino acids)
Source: RefSeq, a predicted model, not a curated record